UUUGUUUUGUUUUUUUUACAGCGAAAUUAACUUUAAAAUAAAGCAAAGAAAAAGAGGGCGAUGGAGAAGGGAAAGAAACGGAAUUGAGAAUCGUGGCUGACCUCCGCAUGUGAUUUCCAUGGACGCACCUCGUAAGCAGCAGGUGUCGCUGAGAGGAGCAAGUGCGAAGGAGAUAACGCGAGACGCUCUUCUUCAGAAGGUCUCUCAGGAAAGAGAACUUCGCAAUUAUGCAAAACGAGCUGCUGCUGCUGCUCUCUUCAUUCAGAGAGUGUGGAGGCGCUUCAAGGUCACAAAGGCAGUUUCUCUACAACUUCAGCAAGAGUGGGAGAUGGCAGUGAGUCAUUAUACAGGUGUAAUGACAGCAGAUUGGAUUUCAAACAAUUUGUUGAGACCAUUUCUGUUCUUUAUUACCCUUAUCUCCACUCAGCCUCCGAAGGUCCACUUCAAGAGAAUAGAUUCUAUGAAACUGUGCUUUACCGUCGUACUGGAAAGCCUGAAAUCUUCUGAUUCAAAGCUGAACUUUUGCUUUUUGGCAAUUGGUACAACUGAAGAAAGAAGAAUAUGGAGAUACCAGGCACGCAAGCUGACUUUUCUUAGUUUUGUUAUUCUUUCAGAGUUCAGUAAACGCCCUUCCGGGGCCCAAGAUAUUCCUGUUGUUACAUCUCUCGCUAUGCGUAUUCUUGUAAUGUUAACUGAUCUGAAAGGAUGGAAAGGAAUAACAAAUGACAACCACUUUGAUGCAGAUUUAGCAGUGAAAGAUUUAAUUCAGUUCAUGGGCAGUGAUAAAAGUGGUUGUUAUGUGUCUAUUGGCAGAUAUAUUAGUGCAUUAGAAAAUCCUUCUUCCCAGUCAAAGACCAUCACCCAGGCAGAUGAAAUUUUUUUCAUUACUGCAAGUGUAAUAACUUUAGCUGUACGGCCAUUUUAUCUGAUAAACUAUGAUGCAGAAGUGCCUCAUACGCUGGAUUUCAACUAUGCUGCUGAGCAGUAUAUUCUUUAUCUGCUGACUAUACCUUGGCUAGUGCAACAUCUCCCCCUUGUUCUUCUACCAGCUUUAAAGCACAAAUCUAUUUUGUUUCCAUGCUUCCAGACUCUAUUGAUUUUGAAAGAGAAAGUUUUGAUGGAGAUGUCAGAGUUCGUCAAAUCAGAGAUUGCUGUCUCUUUCAAGGCUAUUCCACCAGUUGGUUGGGCCCUUGCUAACAUUAUCUGCUUAGCAACAGUGAAUGAGAAUGAAUCCUUCAAUCAAGGUUUAGACCACGGAUUGUAUGUCCAUGUUGUUAUUACUCUAUCAGAAGCUCUGCUGUCUUGUCUUGAUAAUAUUGGAUGGGUCAAAAAGAAAAAGAAAGUCCUUCAAAAUGACGAAAGUUCAACACACCCAGUUGAUGCAGUUCAGCAUGAGGGUGAAGCGACCAAUGAAUCCUUAAUAUUGUCAUACAUGGAUCAAUUUAGGCCUGUUUGUCAGCAGUGGCAUCUUAAAAUUCUUUUGGCAUCAAUUAAUAGAGAUUCCAUAAACAAGGCUGAGACUGUGCCAUCAAGUAGCCUGGAAUGUCUGGGAAAUCUAGAAUUGUGUGAUGUUGCUCUUUUUUAUUCUAAUGUACUUAGAAUAUUUUCAGUCUUGAGUCCAAUUCGUGGCUCAUUAUCAGUUCUCAACAUGCUAUCAUUCACUCCUGAAUUUCUUGUGAGAUUGUGGAGUGUACUGGAGAGUUCCUUUUUUUCAGGAGACAAACAUAAUUUUGAUAAUUACAUAAGUGAAAACAGCAAACAUAAAGCCUUUGAGAAGAUGCAAAAACAAGUCAGUAAAGAUGGGCCUAAUAAGUGGGUCAAUGUACUUCAUAAAUUUGCAGGUAGGUCACGAGCAGCAACAGAUUGCACUGACUUUAAUAGCAGUCACACUGAGCCUAGCAGACCAAAUGACGAUUCAUCAGAUAUAUGGGACAUAGAACCUAUGAGGAAUGGGCCGCAAGGCAUUCCAAAGGAUAUGUUUGCUAUGCUUCAUCUUUUUUGUGCGACCUAUUCUCACCUGCUUUUAGUUCUUGAUGACAUAGAGUUCUAUGAGAAACAGGUUCCAUUCCAAAUAGAGCAGCAAAGAAAAAUUGCAUCUAUGCUCAAUACAUUGGUUUAUAAUGGCUUGUCCCAUGUUGGUGGUCAUCAUAAUAAGUCCCUAAUGGAUUGUGCUAUCAGAUGCUUACAUUUACUGUAUGAAAGGGAUUGCAGGCACCCAUUUUGUCCUCCUGCUUUGUGGCUUUCUCCUGCUAGAAAAAGUCGGCCACCAAUUGCUGUAGCUGCCAGAACUCAUGAAGUUUUAGCAGCCAACCUGAUACAUGAUGAUUAUUCAUCAGCUUCACUGAGUGUUGGUUCUGUUGUCACUAUUGUUCCUCACGUUUUCCCUUUUGAGGAGAGAGUUGAGAUAUUUCGUGAAUUCAUCAAGAUGGAUAAAGCAUCUCGAAAAAUGGCCGGUGAAAUUUCUGAACCUGGUUCACGAGCCAUUGAGAUAGUAAUACGUCGGGGUCAUAUUGUUGAAGAUGGAUUUCGGCAAUUAAAUUCCCUUGGGUCAAGGUUGAAGUCAUCCAUCCAUGUAUCAUUUGUUAGUGAAUGUGGUCUUCUUGAGGCUGGCCUAGACUAUGGUGGGUUAUCUAAAGAGUUUCUGACUGACUUAUCAAAAGCAGCAUUUGCUCCUGAAUAUGGACUGUUUUCCCAAACCUCAACUUCAGACAGGCUUCUAAUUCCAACUGCUUCUGCCAGAUAUUUGGAGAAUGGUCUUCAGAUGAUUGAAUUCCUUGGACGAGUAGUCGGGAAAGCUCUAUAUGAAGGAAUAUUACUUGAUUACUCUUUCUCCCAUGUUUUUGUACAAAAGCUUUUGGGACGAUAUAGUUUUCUUGAUGAAUUAUCAACACUUGAUCCAGAGCUAUACAGGAAUCUUAUGUAUGUCAAGAAUUAUGACGGUGAUGUCACGGAGCUCUGUCUUGAUUUCACAGUUACUGAAGAAUCAUUGGGCAAAAGGUAUGUGGUUGAACUUAAGUCUGGUGGCAAAGAUAUUUCUGUAACGAACGAGAACAAGAUGCAAUACAUGCAUGCAAUGGCAGACUACAAACUCAACCAACAGAUGUUGCCCUUUUCAAAUGCGUUUUAUAGAGGGUUAACUGAUCUUAUAUCUCCAUCCUGGUUGAAGUUAUUCAAUGCUAGUGAGUUUAAUCAGUUGCUUUCAGGUGGCAAUUAUGAUAUUGAUGUUGAUGAUUUGAAAAAUAACACUCGAUAUACUGGUGGUUACAAUGAGGGAAGCCGGACAAUCAAGAUAUUUUGGGAGGUAAUUAAAGGAUUUGAACCUCAAGAGCGUUGUAUGCUUCUUAAAUUUGUCACCAGUUGUUCUCGUGCUCCAUUACUUGGGUUCAAAUACUUGCAGCCACCACUAACCAUCCACAAGGUUGCUUGUGAUGUUCCUCUUUGGGCAACAAUUGGAGGACAGGAUGUAGAUCGGCUUCCAUCAGCUUCAACCUGCUACAAUACGCUUAAGCUUCCGACAUACAAACGUCCAGGAACCUUGAGAGCAAAGCUUCUAUAUGCUAUAAGUUCAAAUGCCGGAUUUGAACUUUCUUGAUUUGCUUCAGGUGUUUAAUUCAUAUUCAAGGAAUUUGAGAGCUCUCAAUUGAAUAUUUGUUCAUGCGACUUUUUGUGUCCUUUUUCUGGCACAUGCCAUUGUUGGUGAACUGGUGAUCACAUCCCAAAGAUGUUAGUAUAUAUCAAUUACCAAAGAUGCUGUUUCAGUUUAUGCUAAAGAAAAAGGCAUCCUGAUUUGGUCUGGAAAGAAAUUGGUUGCUUCCAGAGACUUAAUAAUGACUGCGGGCAACACAGCCAGUUGGUGCAGAUGUUACUCCAAUCUUCCAUUAUCCCCGUGCAAGGAGUUUCUUGUAUGCUCAUGUUGGAAACCCUGUUAUUAGAUUUAUUUGAAUCAGAUGUUAAAGUGAGAAUAAUGAUAAUCAUGCAAUUGAAGUAUAUAGUUUUAAGUUUUUUA
Messenger RNA from Vigna angularis (adzuki bean), 4006 nucleotides. Its product is annotated as E3 ubiquitin-protein ligase UPL7. Lineage: Eukaryota; Viridiplantae; Streptophyta; Magnoliopsida; Fabales; Fabaceae. The record is from RefSeq and is a predicted model, not a curated record. The transcript is spliced from 15 exons. The coding region runs from base 119 to 3592 and encodes 1157 amino acids. Gene Ontology annotation, biological process: protein polyubiquitination; ubiquitin-dependent protein catabolic process. Gene Ontology annotation, molecular function: ubiquitin protein ligase activity.